Felis catus (domestic cat) is the source of this 7621-nucleotide messenger RNA. RefSeq names its product death associated protein kinase 2 (gene DAPK2). Gene Ontology annotation, biological process: intracellular signal transduction; positive regulation of apoptotic process; protein phosphorylation. Gene Ontology annotation, cellular component: nucleus; cytoplasm. The record is from RefSeq and is a predicted model, not a curated record. NCBI's taxonomy places the organism in Eukaryota, Metazoa, Chordata, Mammalia, Carnivora, Felidae. Bases 1296 to 2762 code for a protein of 488 amino acids. Gene Ontology annotation, molecular function: protein serine/threonine kinase activity; ATP binding. The transcript is spliced from 10 exons.
GAAGCAGAGUUUAAAAAUCCCCUAAGUGAUCUUUGAGGUCCCUUUUUGUGAGGUUCUAGGAAAUCUGUGUUAACCCUCAGAAGUGUUGCUUAUUAUUAGGGUUGGGGGCAGGAGUAUGAAUUCUAGCGAUUCCAUUAAGAGAAAUGUGGGCAUUAAGAUGGGCUUCAUCCUUGAAAUGUCUAGAGCUGAUGGCUUGUGCCUCUGACCAAAAGCUGUAGCUGUGUCCCUCCCCUCUGACAUGUGCUUUCAUCUUUUCAGGGCCCGAAAGGUUCCUGUGCCCUGGGGCCUUUUCUGGGUCCUAACUGGUGAUUAUAAUUCCACCUCAGAGUUUCUCCCCUUUAGUUCAUGUUCCUAUAUUGAGAAAAUUGAUAAAACACAAAUUCAUCUUGGGGAGAGAUAUCAGGAAGAGGCUUUAAGUUGUCAUUGGUUAUUUUAACUUGAAGCAUCUGAGCAGUGGCUUUGAGAAUGGAGCCUGGGCCACUACAUUUAAAUCAACCAACAUUUAUGGAGCACCUGCUGUCUACCAGCUGCUACAAGGGGACAGAGGUGAGAAUGUCACCACCACUGCCCUCAUGGGGCUCCAAGGCAGUAGGCAGGAGGGAAGGAAUUCACAUUUGUUGGAACCAUCUAGACACUACUUAAAACAUUUUACGUAUGAUAUCUCAUUUUGUCCAAAAGUAGAUAUUAGUCUCAUAUUUUAUUAUGUAAAAUUUUGAUUGUAUAUAAAGUAAGUGUACAUACCACAUAGCCAUGUAACCACUGCCCAGAUCAAGAAACAGCAUUGCCUGUACCCUGAAACCCCCCUUGAGUCCUAGACAUCACCUCCCACCCAGGGGUAACCACUAUUCUGACUUUUAGCACCACAGGUGAGUUUUGCCUAAGUGGAAUCACACAGUAUGUAAUCUUUUCUGUCUGGCUUCUUUCAUUCAACAUUAUUAGGCUUGUGAGUUUCAUCUAUGUUGUUGCAGGUAGCCGUAGUUUAUUUAUUCUCAUUGUUGUGUAAUAAUUCUAUUGCAUGGGUAUAACUCUAUCUACGUAUCUAUUCUUCUAUUGAUGGCCGUUUGGUUGUUUCCAAUUUUUAGUUAUUACUAAUAAUGCUGCCGUGAACAUUCUGACAUGGGCCAUUUUGGAAGGCAUCUACAUGCAUUUCCCUUACAGAUGUCCAUAGAAACUGCCCAACAGAUUUCCAAAGUGGUUGUCCCAGAGUGUGCUUCUCCUGGCAGUGUUGGAGAGUUCUGAUUUCUCCACAUAGUCACCAACAGUAGGCAUGGUCCAGAUUCAUUUUCCAUGGCUGUAUGCUCCAGGCCUCAAUGAAGAGCCCAAACAUGGAGACGUUCAAGCAGCAGAAGGUGGAGGACUUUUAUGACAUCGGAGAGGAGCUGGGGAGCGGCCAGUUUGCCAUUGUGAAGAAGUGCCGAGAGAAGAGCACGGGGCUGGAGUACGCGGCCAAAUUCAUCAAAAAGCGGCAGAGCAGGGCCAGCCGGCGGGGCGUGUCCCGGGAGGAGAUCGAGCGGGAGGUGAGCAUCCUGCGGCAGGUGCUGCACCCCAACGUCAUCACGCUGCAUGACGUCUUUGAGAACCGAACCGACGUGGUGCUCAUCCUCGAGCUAGUGUCGGGAGGAGAGCUCUUCGACUUCCUGGCCCAGAAGGAGUCGCUGAGUGAGGAGGAGGCUACCAGCUUCAUCAAGCAGAUCCUGGACGGUGUGAACUACCUUCAUGCCAAGAAAAUUGCUCACUUUGAUCUCAAGCCAGAAAACAUUAUGUUGUUAGACAAGAAUAUUCCCAUUCCACACAUCAAGCUGAUUGACUUUGGCCUGGCUCAUGAAAUAGAAGAUGGAGUUGAAUUUAAGAAUAUUUUUGGGACGCCAGAAUUUGUUGCUCCAGAAAUUGUGAACUACGAGCCCCUGGGCCUGGAGGCUGACAUGUGGAGUAUAGGCGUCAUCACCUACAUCCUCCUAAGUGGAGCAUCCCCUUUCCUGGGAGACACAAAGCAGGAAACGCUAGCAAAUAUCACAGCAGUGAGUUACGACUUUGAUGAAGAAUUCUUCAGCCAGACCAGCGAGCUAGCCAAGGACUUCAUCCGGAAGCUUCUGGUGAAAGAGACCCGCAAACGGCUCACAAUUGAAGAGGCUCUCAGACACCCCUGGAUCACGUCCAAAGGAGAAGUCAGAGCCCCGGAACAGCAGAAGACAGAGCCUGCCCAGCUGAAGACCAAGCGCCUAAGAGAAUACACCCUCAAAUGCCACUCAAGCAUGCCUCCCAAUAACACCUAUGUCAACUUUGAGCGUUUUGCCCGUGUAGUGGAGGACGUGGCUCAGGUGGACCAGGGAUGCCGUGCCCUGGCAGGGACCCAUGACACCAUCCAGGAUGACGUGGAGGCUCUGGUCUCCAUAUACAAUGAGAAGGAAGCUUGGUACCGGGAGGAGAGUGAGAGCGCCCGGCACGACCUCUCCCAGCUCAAGUACGAGUUCCGCAAAGUGGAGUCCUUGAAGAAGCUCCUACGAGAAGACAUCCAGGCCACAGGGGCCAGCCUCGGAAGCAUGGCCAGGAAAUUGGACCAUCUGCAGGCACAGUUUGAAGCUUUAAGGCAGGAGCUCUCAGCAGACCUACAGUGGAUCCAGGAACUGGUGGGCAGUUUCCAGCUGGAGAGUAAGAACACAGAUGGCCUGGGCUCCGUGUUCUGCAGAGACACCAGGGAGUCCCUAGUGGAGCAGCUCGACAGAUCAUGCAGCAAGGAAAUCUUGGCUGGCUUGAAACUCUGAGCACCAGAAUCUAGUCAGUAAUGCAUCCUGGAUGAUUUGCAGAAGCGUGUUCCCAAGUGCCCUGCCAGAGCAUCAGCUAGAAUUAUCCUUAGGGUGUGUGUAUGUAGCAUAGCCCUCCACCCCCUUCACAGAAUCCAGAAUCAGGAAGGCGCUAGCUAGUUACUCAUUCUGCACCUCCUCUCACCAACCUGGUUUUCUGGGAGGUGGCUGGUGGAGCAGCCAAGCUAUUAAAACAAUUGAGAAUGAGUACCUCUCAGCCUACCCUUUUCCAGAGGGAGGAUGGCUGGCCCCAGGGAGAUGCUUGUAAUUGAUCUGUGAUAAUGGAUUUCUUCACAUCUCACCUCCCACCUAUAUGUCUUAAUAAAUUGCAGAUCUUGGGUAAUCUUUGAGCUAAGUAGGGAUAACAAUAAGCCAGUUUGGUGCUUUCCUGCUGCAGAAGGAGGAAUUUAAAAUGCACAGAAAAAUAUUACCUUCCAUUUGCACUGACUUUUCACUUACCAAGCACUGUCUUUGAUCUUUAAAAGAACUCCUUGAGCAGAAAGGUGGAUGGUAUUAUUCUUGUUGUUGCUAUUAUUUCCAUGUAACUGGUGAGGAAAUUGACUCUGAGAGGAAAAAUGACUUACCCAAGGUCUUUCAUAGCUAGUUGAUGCAGAUGAGACAGAAACUUAGGAUGCCCGACCCUCAUAAGAGGUAUAUGGAGAAAUAGUGAGACUUUGCUAUAAAUAUCCACCUUAACAUUACAGUUCAGCUCCAGAGGAAACGUUAGUAGCUUCAUGUAUUUAUUUCAUGUAUUCUGACAGGUAUAGGUGGAAUGUUUCAUACCUUUAAACGAUUGUCCCAAGAAACAGGUCCUAGAAGAUGCAGUUCUCUGUUCCCAUCCAGCUCUGUCCCUGGCUGAUUUUCAGCAGGAUGGAAGGGGCAGUAUCUCCCCCUUUUCCACUUUCCCCCCUUCUGACUGAGGGCCCCAGCCUUGUGUUAGAAAUGAAGACAAAAAAGGACUCAACAAGAAGAUCCCUUUUCUUAUGUACUAGGGCAUAGCCCUGAAAGGGCUGAGAAAUUCCAGAGCGUUUAAGACUGGAAAGCACAGGCUCAGUGGUCCCUUCUUGACUCCAGGCUUCAAGCACACCUUCUUGAGGACUGUAUUAUGUCCUCUCCGUUUUCCUAAAGGAGGGACAUCAGCCAGCUCAUAUGGACAGAGUGUGGGCCCAGCACUGUGCUAGAAGCUUGGGGGUGAGGGACCAGAUUGUAUCAUUUCAAAGUUACUACACAGACUCACAGAACACCCUUGUCAGAUACGCAGGGUAAGUGUUAUUCCCAAUUUGGAACUGAGGAAACAGAGAGGAUGUGAUUUGCCCAAGGUCACUGUAGUGGCAAAAGUGGAGGCCUUCUGAUGAUACGUCUGUUGCUCUUUCUGCUUCCCCUAACUGCUCCAGGCUCCGGGAGUUUACUCUUUAAUUAUAGGGCAGAGACACCCAGAUUCAUCCAUAUAUCCAUUGACAAAUGUUUAUUGAGCACCUGCCAGGCACUCAGCCUGGCACAGGGGAUACACUAUUGAGUGAAAACAGGCUCCUUUCCUGCCUUCAUUGAGUUGACAGUCAGGUAAAGGAUUCCAGCAUUAAACAAGAACAUUCUACAGAUGUAGGGCUGCAGGUGGGAUACACGCUAUGAAAGAGAAGGAUGUAGUGCUGCACAAGCAUGCUAUGGGGGUUUGAUAUAGUCAGGGAAGGCCUCCCUGAGGUGGUGAUGCUGGAGGUGAGGUCAGCUAAGCAAACCAGGGAGAAAGAAGUGUUCCUGACAGAGCUGUCAUGCCAGGGCUCUGUGGUAGAGAGGGCAUGGGAAGCUGAAAUUGCAUGGACAGAAAGCUGGAGGGGAGACGAUAAGGUGUGUAUAUGGCGUAGAUGUGACUGGAGAGGAUGCACGACCAUUGGUACUUUGCCAUAUCAAAGAGCUCUGCCUUUAUCCCAAGAGUCAUAGGGAACCAUGAUGGGUGCUGGGCUAGUCAACAGCCUGAUGUGCUGGGUGGGGGAGGGGAUGUCCAGAGAGCAGCACAGAUGGCAAGUGGUUUAGGAGGAGACAUGAGAUUUUGACCCUGUGCAACCAUUUUUUCAGAACCCUACCUCCUUUUCCAUUAUCAUACCAGAUCAUUUCAAAUAUUGUAUGUAACAUUGGUUACAGAAACUUUUUUCAUCAAAUAUAAGAGACCAUAUUUCCAUCAAAUAUAAGAUGAGUUGUUAUUUUAUAUACCAAAAAUAAGAAAGAACAAAGCCAAGUGCAAGAGGAGACCGCUUCCCCUCUCCUCAAAGCUGGGACGCCCUCACUGAGAGGGUAAAUGAGAAAUAAAGCCACCAUGCAAAAAGGGAAGGCAAGGAAACCUGAGUCUUUCACCCUUCAUGCUAGAUGGAGGGAUGGAAAAUCCCCCCUGACAAGAGGGGCCCCACGCGUGUGGAAUUCACACAGGUUUGCUUUCUGAAUUUGCACAAUCAGUGUGAUCCAAAGGAACUUCAAUUAGAGAAUCUAAUGUCAUACAGUCUGAGGCUGAAUGGCCCCCAAUGUCUGGCAUAAGCAGUGUGGUCAUCUUCUGAAACACCUGCCUUUGUUUCAGACUGACAGUAAUGACAUAAUGCCAUUGAUGGGAAAGAAGUCCUGAUUUCAGAGACCCAAAACUGUGUAUCUUGGGAUCAAUGGAAGAUAGCAAAGCCCUUUUUCCUGUGCCUUGCCUGGGAGACUGGGUACAAGUGACCUGUCUACAGUCUCUCCAAGAACUUACUUGCCCUGUCAUGAGAUGUGAUGUACUCAUUUGGCAUGAAGACACUGCAGAUAUUAAAGGUCCCUUUGGCUAUGUCAGUAGACCUUGACCUCAUAUAGCCAGAUUUCCUCAGGAAAGGAAGCCCCCAAUUGAAUAACUCAGGUUAAACUUUCUUUUGAGAGUCCAAAUAAAAUGCACUUAAAGGAGUAAGAUGUUGAGGAUGAUUUGAUUUGGAGAGACUGGAAACAGAGAGGGGAAGGUAGUUAGUUGAGAAUCGUGGCAUGAGUCACUCACUGUUUGUACUGAGAGGUGGACCAUCAGACACCUUCACUUUACAGCAUUUGACAGGACAGGGCCUGCCUGAAGUCACCCAGCUGGUCAUCCCCAAAGCCGGAGUCAGAACCAUAAGUGAUUCUCCUCACAGUAGUGGACUCAUCUUCUCUGUGAUCAUAUCUAGUCAUUACUAACUAUUUAUUAUUUAGGUGUUUUAUAAGCAGACCCUUUUCUGUACUAAGAGUUUCUAAAGACAAAUCGAAAUAAACUAAGAAGCGCUCCCAAGUCUUUCAGGGAAGGUGGAGGAGGAGACCAUGACCUUCCUCUGUCCCCUGGCCAAUCCAACUCUCCUCACCCUUUGGCAUCAGAACCUGAUACUGAGGGGGAGCCCAAGGAGGCCUGUGGAAUGUCAGAGAAUCCACCUGACUCCCCACCACAUGUUCACAGCUGGCAUUUUAACAGUGGAGUCAAGGGUAGGGUGGGGCUGACAGUGGCCUGAGGGGGUGUCAAGAGGGGAAUGUUUCACUGGGACCUAGAGGGAGGAAGGCCUGGGGUGGGGUGGGGGGCUGCUGCUAGGCCCAUCUGCCAUAAAGGAGGAGUUUUCAUUUACCAGGCAGUGAGAGGUUGGCCUCUGUGCUCUGUGCAAAUGCCACCCUGGGCUGUUGGGGAGGGCAGGCUGAGUGUGUGACAUCUUCCUGAUCAUGGGUUCCCAAGGAAGCUGGAGAGUUGGCACCUUGGGAAGGCAGCAGCCUGUCCCUGCUCUGAGCCGAAUGCCCAUGGCACAUGGUAACUCAGCUUUGUGUUAGGAAAGGUGGAAAAGGUGUGGUAACAGGUGAUUCUGCAGCUGUAGGAGGCUGGCAGAGAAGGGAUGGGGUGGAGUAAUAAUGACAAGAGAAGCCAGUCUCCCCCAUGAGUCCUCUCCUCACAUCACCCACCCUCCCUUAGAGGUGAUUAUGAAGAUGGUGGCUUCCCACCUCGUUCCGUCAUGCAGCAGUCGGCCCAUGUGGGAGGUAGCUGUGUGCCCUGCACCCACCCCCACUGCCAGCCUCUGUAAAUGUCUGUGGGACUGAAUGGCCUUUUCUCCUUUGUCUGUGAAACUCUUGGCCUGUGGAGAAGAUUCUUUGCUCUGUAGAGGAAGACCCAGCAGUGGGUACAUUUGAGGAGCAGAAGGGGCCAGUUCAUUUGAACAAACACUGAUUGUGCUCUGGCUCUGAAGGGAGGUGACAGAUAAGGACAAGACAGCCCCUGAAUAAAAGACUCAGUGUCUGGAACAGUUGGGGACCCCAAUUGGGAGAUGGGAAAGGCCAUGAGAAGUGGUAAAACAGAGGUACCUAGUAUUCCAGAAGACGGGAGAGAGAUGAAUUCUGACUGAGAAAGAGUAAGAGGGGCAUCAGGGGGCAGAAACGUUCUCAGGGAAGGUCCCCCCUCCAACAUCUCCUUCCCAAGCCAUAGCCUGUGGAGAAGGUGCCACGUAGAAUUUGGGGGUGGGGGUGGGGAUGAGCAUGAGCACAGAUUGGGAUCAGGAGCCAGGAACUGUUAAGUGGAGGUAAAGAGGAGAUUUAUAGAGACUUAACAGAGGGCAAGUUUUUGUUUCAAAUUUUUUGUUAUGGGAGAUUCUCAUCAGUAUCCAGAAUGUUACAGUGAGUUCCCUGUGCCUGUUACACAGCUUUGACAGUGAGCGAGUCAUGGCCAGUCCUCUCCCAUUCAUCUGCACCACGGCUUUUUCCGGAGUAUUUAAAAAAAUUUUUUUUUCAACGUUUAUUUAUUUUUGGGACAGAGAGAGACAGAGCAUGAACGGGGGAGGGGCAGAGAGAGAGGGAGACACAGAAUCGGAAGCAGG